AUGAUCCUUUUUAAACGUCUUCCUCCGCUCUCUCGUCUAUCCUCUCCGUCGCGUUCACCUCGGCUUCACUCUUUGUCGUCACGUCUACUAUGUGCACCAGCCACCUUUUCACGAUCCUUCUUCACAUCGACUCCGUCCUCCCUGCGAUACCACCCAUUACCUCGUUCCCACUCUAGCCGCCACAACUUCUUUGGAUUUUUGGACCAGAUUCCACAAAACACCAUCUUCUAUGGAAUCAUUGGCCUCAACGCCACGGUCUUUGCCAUGUGGUUCAUGUCGACACAAAAAUACAAACAAGAACAUGAUCCCUCGGCGCUCGUCUGGAUGCACCAGAACUUUACCAACUCUUGGCAGAAUAUUUCAUCUGGUCGAAUAUGGACUCCCGUCACAUCUUGUUUCUCCCAUAAAGAUUUCGGCCAUAUUUUUUUCAAUGGUUUUACUUUUUACUUUAUGGCACAACCUGUGCUGCAGAUGCUUGGAGGUCGCUCGUUUCUGUUUCUCUACAUCGGAGGCGGACUUGUAUCUGCUCUUGUAGGCAUGGGAUACGCCAACCUUAUUGAUCGAAAAGAUCGCCCAGCUCACGGGGCAAGCGGUGCCAUCUAUUCUGUUGUCGCUCUUCUUGCUUGUGUCGCCCCUAGAAUGACUUUUCAGCUGUACGGCAUUAUACCCAUACCCGCUUGGCUAGCCGUCACAGGCCUUUUUGCAUACGACACGUAUUCUACCGUCGCUGACAAGCGAGGUAACACCGACACCGUUGGCCAUGUCGCAGGCAUGCUGGCAGGCGUUGGAUAUUUUUUGGCAAAGCGAUUCCGGCUCUUUUAG
This is a messenger RNA of Laccaria bicolor S238N-H82, 822 nucleotides long. RefSeq lists its product as uncharacterized. Gene Ontology annotation, molecular function: serine-type endopeptidase activity. The coding region runs from base 1 to 822 and encodes 273 amino acids. Lineage: Eukaryota; Fungi; Basidiomycota; Agaricomycetes; Agaricales; Hydnangiaceae. The record is from RefSeq and is a predicted model, not a curated record. The transcript has 6 exons. Gene Ontology annotation, cellular component: membrane.